Messenger RNA from Leucoraja erinaceus (little skate), 2137 nucleotides. It is a transcript of the gene prdm14, whose product is annotated as PR domain containing 14. NCBI's taxonomy places the organism in Eukaryota, Metazoa, Chordata, Chondrichthyes, Rajiformes, Rajidae. The coding region runs from base 437 to 2137 and encodes 566 amino acids. The record is from RefSeq and is a predicted model, not a curated record. Gene Ontology annotation, biological process: regulation of transcription by RNA polymerase II. The transcript is spliced from 7 exons. Gene Ontology annotation, cellular component: nucleus. Gene Ontology annotation, molecular function: RNA polymerase II transcription regulatory region sequence-specific DNA binding; protein binding.
AGAUGCUGCCUGUCCCGCUGAGUUACUCCAGCAUUUUGGUCUUACUUUGAAUACGUUAUCCUCCUCUCACCGACAAGAGUUAUGUAACACCCUCUCUCGCUGCUUCCACUCUGUGAUUCCUCCUGCUUUCCACCUAUCUAUCGUUUUCACACCCUACCCUUCCAUAUCGCUCUCACCCUGAAUCUCAGUCUAAAGAAGGGUCUCGACCUGAAACGUUACCCAUUCCUUCCCUCCUGCCCCGCCGAGUUACUCCAGCAUUUUGUGUCUAACUUCAUCGUAAACCAGACUGUGCAGUUUCUUCCUACACAAUGUACACUCAUUGUCGCUCGAUGGACGAGCCCGGUGUUUACCUUUGGGGUGGUGGAAAGGAUCGACCAUUGACCCAUGAUUGCAAGAUUUGACGACGGAAGCUCCCUUUACCCAUGUUAAUGCAAACAUGUAUUCACACUGGUUACGGUUUUCUCUGCUCAUUCACAGACGAUCGGGUUGCCGCAUAGUUCCAACUGGGAUGUCCUUGUCGACUGAAGAACAAGUUUACGCGAGUGAAACCAUCAGGACGGCGCCCCCUCCAAGGAUCCCGGGCUACUACCCCUCCAUCCAGCCCCAUUCCCACUACCUGGAUGUGCUGCGCUCCUCCUCAGAAGAAGCGCUCCAGCCUCUCAAGUCUCUGGGCAGGCUGGUCAACGACUCCAGCCCGCUCAUGCCCUUCUCCGUCGGCAACUUCUCCUUUCUCAACGAGUCUUCUCCGGCUGCCGAACGGAUCUGCAGCAUCCUGCCCUCCGCUCCGAUCACCCUCUUCACUAAGAUGCCGGACAGCGUCAACCCGGUUUACCCCCGCAGCCGGGACAAGCCGGUCAUUGUGCCGCCCCGCCCGGCUCCCCUGUGCAGUCCCGGCCAGAGGCAGGGUCGGCGGCACCGUCUCCAGCCGAACAACAGCGCCCAGCACACUGGCUCCCUGCGCUCCACCGGGCAGGCGACAGCGGCCGCUCACCACCUCCAGCCCGUACAGUUCACCGAGCAGGACCUCAACACUGUCCUAUACGGCCGCAUGAACUCUGCCAACCACGACGGGACAGUCAGCCAUGCGAUCUCAGGGCUGCGGAUAUCGGGAAACACAGGUGGUCACGAGUCCCAGCUUCAACACCUGGACAGAGACCCUGUCCAAAUCCCAGCGGGGCUCGCUGUGUCUCACACCUACUACGGCGGAGUUCCCCACCACGGCGUCUUCUGCUCCCAAAAUCUGAUCCCCAAGGGCGUCCGAUUCGGACCUUUUACGGGAAAAGUGGUGAAUAUGAGCGAAAUUAAAACCUACGACGACAACUCGUACAUGUGGGAGAUUUUCGAAGACGGUCGGCUCAGCCACUUUAUCGACGGGAAAGGGGCGGCGAGUAACUGGAUGGCGUUGGUAAACUGCGCCAGGUCGCCGCAGGAACAGAACCUGACGGCCGUGCAGAGCGAGGGCAAGAUCUUCUACGAGACCUGCAAGGAUGUGCGGCAGAAACAGGAGCUCCUGGUGUGGUAUGGAGACUGCUACUUGCAGUUUAUGGGAAUACCGGUCACUUUAAAGGAAAUGACUGAAAGCCAAUUCACAGAGCAAGCCGAAGAGUCCGCAGAGGGCUUUAAAUGCGAGAGGUGCGGCAAGGUCUUCGCCUACAAAUACUACAGAGACAAGCAUUUGAAGUACACCCGCUGCGUGGACCAGGGCGAUCGCAAGUUCCCCUGCCACCUCUGCAGCCGCUCGUUCGAGAAGAGGGACCGACUGAGGAUCCACAUACUGCACGUCCAUGAAAAACACCGGCCGCACAAAUGCUCCGUAUGUGGGAAGAGCUUCUCGCAAUCCUCCAGCCUCAACAAGCACAUGAGGGUUCAUUCGGGAGAACGGCCGUACAAGUGCGUCUACUGCAACAAGGCUUUCACCGCCUCGAGCAUCUUACGGACCCACAUUCGGCAGCACUCUGGAGAAAAGCCCUUUAAAUGCCGUCACUGUGGCAAAGCAUUUGCUUCUCAUGCAGCUCACGACAGCCAUGUGAGGCGCACACAUUCUAAAGACAAAAUGUUCCCUUGUGAUCUCUGCAAAAAAACCUUUAUGGAAGCACACGAGCUCAGUUAUCAUCAGGUGCAGUUCCACGCAGGUUAG